ACUUGAAGAAGUAUGAAGGAGUGGAGGUGGUGUUUGAGAUAGAGAGUGAGAGUCCAACAAGUAGAGAAUUGGUAACAACUCACCAUAACCAACAACGGCCUAUUAUACUCCCCUGCCUCCAGGAAUUGUAUCUAACUCAUAUAGACAACAUGAGUCAUGUGUGGAAGCGCAGCAACUGGAAUAAAUUCUUCACUCUUCCAAAACAACAAUCAGAAUCCCCAUUCCACAACCUCACAACCAUAGAUAUUAGCAAUUGUAAAAGCAUUAAGUACCUGUUUUCACCUCUCAUGGCAAAAAUUCUUUCCAACCUAAAGAAAGUCGAGAUAAAAGUAUGUGGUGGUAUUGAAGAAGUUUUUUCAAACAGAGACGAUGAAGAUGAAGAAAAUACUACAUUUACAUCUACAUCUAUCCACACAAGCACCAUCUUGUUCCCCCAUCUUGAUUCUCUCACUCUAAGAUACUUGAAGAAUCUGAAGUGUAUUGGUGGAGGUGGUGUCAAGGAUGGGAGCAAUGAAAUAUCCUUCAACAAUACCACUAUGAUUACCACUUUACCUGAUAUAUUUGAGCUUUUUCAUGUGUUGCAGGUGUCUGAAGCAGGUGGUGUUUCUUGGAGCUUAUGCCAAUACGCUAGAGAGAUAAUAAUAGAAUACUGCCAUGCAUUGUCAAGUGUGAUUUCAUGUUAUGCAGCAGGACAAAUGCAAAAGCUUCAAGUGCUGAGUGUAGAGUCUUGCGAUGGGAUGAAGGAGGUAUUUGAAACUCAAUUAGGGAUGAACAACGACAGCAACAAGAGUGGUUGUGAUGAAGGAAUUCCAAGAGUAAAUAACAAUGUUAUUAUGCUUCCCAAUCUAAAGAUAUUGAAAAUCUUAGGUUGUCCCCUUUUGGAACAUAUAUUGACAUUCUCUGCACUUGAAAGUCUGAGACAGCUCCAAAAGUUAAGGAUAGUGAGUUGCUACGGAAUGAAAGUGAUUGUGAAGAAGAAAGAAGAAGAUGCAUCAUCUUCUUCUAAGAUGGUUGUGGUCUUUCCUCGUCUCAAGUCCAUUGAACUAAAAGAUCUACCAGAGCUGGAGGGUUUCUUCUUGGGGAUGAAUGAGUUCCGGUUGCCUUCAUUGGACAAGGUUACCAUCAAGAAAUGCCCCCAAAUGAGAGUGUUUGCAGCUGGUGGGUCAACAUCUCCCAACCUAAAGUAUAUACACACAGAAUUAGGCAAACAUACUCUUGAUCAAGAAUCUGGCCUUAACUUCUUUCAUCAGACCCCAUUCCCGAGUUUACACGGUGUAACCUCCUGCCCUGCUACUUCAGAAGGGAUACCUUGGUCUUUUCAUAACUUGAUCGAAUUACAUGUGGAAUAUAAUGAUGAUGUUAAAAAGAUUAUUCCAUCCAGGGAGUUGCUCCAACUGCAAAAGCUGGAAAAGAUUAAUGUAAGCUGGUGUAAAAAGGUAGAGGAGGUAUUUGAAAUUGCAUUGGAAGCAGCAGGGAGAAAUGGAAAUAGUGGAUGUGGAAGUGGUUUUGAUGAACCGUCACAAACUACUACUACUACAACUACUACUCUUGUCAAUCUUCCAAACCUCACACAAGUGGAUUUGAAGUAUCUACGUGGUCUGAGGUAUAUAUGGAAGAGCAAUCAGUGGACAGCAUUUGAGUUUCCAAACCUAACAAGAGUUCAUAUCUAUAAAUGUGAAAGAUUAGUGCAUGUAUUUACUAGUUCCAUGGUUGGUAGUCUAUUGCAACUCCAAGAGCUAUACAUAGAUGACUGCAAAUGUAUGGAGGAGGUGAUUGUUAAGGAUGCAGAUGUUUCUGUAGAAGAAGACAAAGAGAAAGAAUCUGAUGAUAAGACAAAUAAGGAGAUACUUGUGUUACCUAGUCUAAAGUCCUUGAAAUUAGAGGAACUUCCAUGUCUUAAGGGGUUUAGCUUGGGGAAGGAGGAUUUUUCAUUCCCAUUAUUGGAUACUUUGAUAAUCAACUACUGCCCAGCAAUAACGACUUUCACCAAGGGAAAUUCUGCUACAACACAGCUAAAAGAAAUAGAAACAAGUUUUGGCUCGUUUUAUGCAGGGGAAGACAUCAACUCCUCUAUUAUAAAGAUCAAACAACAGGAUUUCAAACAAGACUCUGAUUAAUGUGGAGUAAAUAUUAAAGGACUAUAUGUCGGGAAGAAUAUUCAAGGAAAGAAUUGUUCAUCAUAUGAAGGACAUUAAAGAAGAACACGGAUGCUAUGAAGAUGUUAGGAAAACAUAUGAAUCAAAUAGCAAGCUAAUCACUGAUUUAAGUUUGUUGGUUGAGGAUGUUGAUUUUAAUAUUUCAAAUUUGUUGGUAUCACUA
Molecule: messenger RNA, 2319 nt
Organism: Lactuca sativa (garden lettuce)
Lineage: Eukaryota; Viridiplantae; Streptophyta; Magnoliopsida; Asterales; Asteraceae
Source: RefSeq, a predicted model, not a curated record